ACGCAACGCAACGCAACGCAACGCACUGCUUCAGCCAAUCGGAAAGAGCCUAAUUUACUGUACGUAUUACGUAGGUAACUGCUAGCCUGCUAGCUGGUCUGGUAACAAGAAACAAGAUGGAUUCUCCUAUACUGGAACCUUCCUUAUACACUGUCAAAGCAGUUCUGAUUCUGGACAACGAUGGAGACAGGCUUUAUGCCAAGUAUUAUGAUGACACAUACCCGACAGUGAAGGAGCAGAAAGCAUUUGAGAAGAACAUAUUCAACAAAACACACAGGACGGACAGCGAAAUAGCGUUACUUGAGGGCCUCACUGUUGUCUACAAGAGCAACAUAGACCUCUUCUUUUAUGUCAUUGGAAGUUCACAUGAAAAUGAGCUUAUGCUUAUGGCUGUUCUGAAUUGCCUUUUUGAUUCGCUCAGUCAGAUGUUGAGAAAAAAUGUUGAGAGGAGGGCUUUGUUGGAGAAUAUGGAGGGGCUCUUCUUGGCUGUGGAUGAGAUUGUGGAUGGAGGGGUGAUCCUGGAGAGUGACCCGCAACAAGUUGUGCACCGUGUGGCUCUCAGAGGGGAUGAUGUGCCUUUGACAGAGCAGACAGUCACCCAGGUUCUUCAGUCUGCCAAAGAACAGAUCAAGUGGUCGCUUCUACGAUAGAGUCACCCCUGUUUUCCAGUGAGCCGCUGUUGAGCCCGAUCUUCAUGGCACUGAUCCACAUGUUCCUUUUCCUCCGUUUUCUACUUCCUAAAUCAAAGCUGUGAGGAGUACCACUGGCAGAUCCAGUCACACUCCCAGGACUACUGCUUGAUAAAGUUUCAUUUUCCACUUUCUUUCCGCGCAGGCCUGCAUUGUAUGACAUGAUCCACGUGACGAUAAGAUACGGUGUACAUUCCAGUGUCAGGGCCGGGGCCUUUUUUGUUAUUUUAUGUUUGUUUUGUUUUUUUAAUUACAGAACCUGGGUGUUUAUUAACUUAGUGUAUUGCUCUAUAAAAAAUUCAUAAACCUCAUCAUAGCCUGUGACAGCAUUCCAUGUGUCUCCCAGACCAACUAUUGUAUCCUAUUUGACAGCACCAUUUCAACUCCUCCAGAUUACUGUACUAAGUAGUGAGGCACUAUUUCUAUCACUUAAUGUACAUGAAUAUUGUGAUUAAAAAGUGUACAACUAGUACUAUUGUCAUA
Xiphias gladius (swordfish) is the source of this 1172-nucleotide messenger RNA. It is a transcript of the gene copz1, whose product is annotated as COPI coat complex subunit zeta 1. Gene Ontology annotation, cellular component: COPI vesicle coat. Lineage: Eukaryota; Metazoa; Chordata; Actinopteri; Istiophoriformes; Xiphiidae. The record is from RefSeq and is a predicted model, not a curated record. The transcript has 9 exons. The coding region runs from base 117 to 650 and encodes 177 amino acids. Gene Ontology annotation, biological process: retrograde vesicle-mediated transport, Golgi to endoplasmic reticulum; intra-Golgi vesicle-mediated transport; intracellular protein transport.